This is a messenger RNA of Microbotryum saponariae, 2267 nucleotides long. The record is from the annotation of a GenBank genome assembly. Lineage: Eukaryota; Fungi; Basidiomycota; Microbotryomycetes; Microbotryales; Microbotryaceae.
AUGGCCGCGGCGUUGGUUGCACCGAUGCACCAGCAGCUCGCGACGUACGGCGCUCGACACGCCAAGUGCCACACCCAGGUGGCCCAGGACGUACCGGACGAUCUGUUGUUUGGCAAUUUCUGUCUCAAGUGAGUAUCUGUAUUCUGUCUUUCACGCGCCGCAAACAAGCUCGUUCGGCCGCAAGGUGCAAUUCACCUCCGGGCCUGUCGGUCGGUCGCACGAACCACGCGUCGGUUCUCUUCUGCGCGCGCGCUCUCGCGCUUGCGACCACCGCCCCUGCCCUGCGUCGCCCCCGCCGUUCGGCCUGCCGUUGCCCGGGCCUGAGCCAAAUGAGCACGUUUCACCCGGCCGGGCCUCGCGGCGAAUGCUCUCGUGGCCCCGCAUUCGCAUUCGCCGUCGGGCGUACAUGCGCUGACUUUACUGAGUGUGGGAAUGACAUGCUGACCACGUCCAAUAUUUUGGUAUCCUUUUAUUUUGUUCGUCCUUGCACCGAAAAUAGCUGCGGGAACGAAGCCCCGUCGGAUUCGCCGUACUGCUCAGAGGAGUGUCGCCAGCACGACUCUGAACAUGAGUCCGCGCCCGAUUCGCCCUCGGUCCUGCCGGCUCUCGUCCCGUCUGCAUCCAAGUCGACAUGGUCAAGCCCGUCAUCAUCAGCGACGAACUCGCCUUCACCACGUGGGAUGGUCGCCGAUGCGGUGCUCCACGAAGACCCGCCGCGACUCGACCUCGGCGCCCCCGUUACGAUGUCAAAAUUUUACGGUGGACAAAGCCUGCCGAUAGCGAUGCGAUACCCGACGUCCAAAAGCUGGAAGGCAUCGCACGUCGACUACCCGGCCGCUGGCCCGCACGACGUCGACCCCAAGGCCUCGCCGCAACAACCUGCAUCGGACCUGCACUUUCGUCGCCGAGCCAGCAAGCCUCAGAUCCCAGCACCCCUCUUUUACCGAGAGCGAGCGGCCCACGUACGGUCUUCACCCGCUCUUGGACCGAUAUCACCGACGAAACCGACGUUCUGGUCGCCCCAGCUCGCACCGACGAGUGACAUCACCUCGCUGGCGCUGCCGCCACUGUCGUCAUUGGCCGCUUCGAGUGCUGCGCUGCCGCCGCCCGUGGUGCGCACCAAAAACUGCGGUCGACCGGGAUGCGUCGGCGAGAUGAGACGCCCGAGAAUAUCCACCUCCGGCAAGUCGUCGAGUCGGACCACGAGCAACAGCAACAACUCGCGACGGUCGUCUGCGAGCGCCGCUUUGCAAUCCACCAUCGCCUACGAUCCGGCCUCUUCGAUCGACAUCCUCAUGUCGCCUCGCAUCCGAGCACUACGAGCCGCCGAGACGGGCCACCUCGCUUCAUUGGACGACCUCUCUCCGGAGGAUUCGACGGCGAGUCAGCCGGCGCCAGCCCACCCGCACCCCGCCGACGAGGCUUCGGGAUCGUCCUCGAGCGAUGACGAUGAGUCAUCCCACACACACUCGGCUUUCGCUUGCUACCUCUUCUCGCACCUCUCGGAGGACAAGAAGCGCGCUUUGAACCUGGCGCGUGACGACCAUGCCGACGAUGGAGACGACGAGGUCGACGAGCGAGUUCCACGUGGCCGCUCAGGGGCCUCGUUCCCCGCCACGUCCGAACGGGGCGUCUCAGUUGAUUCCGCCGCGAUCGCAAACAAGACCCUCGCGCGCCCGACUCGAUUCCUCUUCAGCCGAGGGACGCCCAGCCCAACCCCGGUGGAGGAAGAACUCGACCACGAGCGCACCAUCCGUUCGCGUCAAUCGACCAUCCGAACCAAGAUCGAGCCCGGCCACUUCAUUUCGGCCACGACCGACUCUCCCGGCACUUCCGUCAUGCCCUCGCCCUUCCCCUCCACGCCUUCUUCACCUCCGACCUCUGGCCGGGGUCGAUCCGUAACUCGCCGUCCUUCGCAUUCGGAAACGGAUGUGCUCGGGGACCUUCCAACCGGGCGAGGUCGAUCGCAGCUGCGUGGUCCGGGCGCCGUCCUACGAAGUCUGUCGCCCACCGCUCGUGGAGUCAGUGAAUCGAGUUCACGAGGCCGCCGCUCGUCUUCGAGUCGCGCUCGCGAGAGUGAGAGUCGAGGAUGCGAAUCGCGAGGUCGGGGUCGGUCUUCUCGCAACGCCACCGACGACGAGGCGCUCGAGCUCGUAGACGAAGGGGACGAGGACGAACGAGGCCGAGGUCGGGACCGCAGUUCGUCUGCCUUCCGUUCUCGCGAGAUCAUCAUUUCCGGAGCUGCUUACGGGCACGGGUCGCCGUAG